AUGGUGAGCAAGGCGGAGAGUGGGGAGGGGACGCAGGACGAGAGAGGUGACAUGGAGACAGGAGGCUGAAACCUCCUUCUCGUGCUAGGUUUCUUAGCCCAGGGCAAGACUUAUCCAUGUGGCUAGCUCGCAACUAACAGAGCAUGAAGAUGCAGCCAGUAUUUUUCAAGAUGGAAAGUUGUUCAGUAUAGCGCCAGAGUUGUAUCAAGGUAUCGCGGGUCUUUUCUUUAGGUGAGGCACGAUGAGCCAGGAUGCUGUGGUGAAGGCGGUGGAGGAAUCUAGGCAGGAGCUCGAUGAUAUCCUGCACUCGUUUGAAGCUUGGAUAAACAAGAAGAAAGAAGCUCUGAAUGAGAUUACUGGUAAAGAAUCUCCCGAGGAACUGAAGGAGAGGGUUGCCAGUAUUGGGUAUGACGAAGAGCUUGAAGCUGUUCUCCGGACUAUCUCGUCGUUCCCAUCCUCUUUGAAACAUCUGUCGAACCUGUCCCGAACUAAGAACCAGAUUGUUCCUUUGUCUGGACAGCAGGCGGCGGGAGCAGCUGAAGAUGUGAUAUCAGCUGAUGGAAAGCUUCUACUUCGCCGAACAACCGCUACUCAAGGAGCAGUCAUCCAGCAUGACUGGGCGCUCUUCGUCUGCAGGCUGUCUGACGGACUCCUGUCGCUGUAUGAGUAUGAGUCCAAGCCAGAGCCAAAUAUCGAGAUUGAUCUGAGCAAGUAUGUGUUCGAGUAUGCCGGCGGUGAGGGAGAGAAAUGCGGGCUGAAGGAUUUCUACUUGAAGG
This is a messenger RNA of Guillardia theta CCMP2712, 776 nucleotides long. RefSeq lists its product as hypothetical. Lineage: Eukaryota; Cryptophyceae; Pyrenomonadales; Geminigeraceae. The transcript has a single exon. The record is from RefSeq and is a predicted model, not a curated record. The annotation marks the transcript as partial.